This is a messenger RNA of Aspergillus brunneoviolaceus CBS 621.78, 537 nucleotides long. Its product is annotated as MFS general substrate transporter. NCBI's taxonomy places the organism in Eukaryota, Fungi, Ascomycota, Eurotiomycetes, Eurotiales, Aspergillaceae. The annotation marks the transcript as partial. Gene Ontology annotation, molecular function: transmembrane transporter activity. Gene Ontology annotation, biological process: transmembrane transport. The transcript is spliced from 2 exons. The record is from RefSeq and is a predicted model, not a curated record. Gene Ontology annotation, cellular component: fungal-type vacuole membrane.
ACCCAGGACCCGCCCAAUGGUGGCUGUCGGGCAUGGCUCCAGGUGGUUGGGUCUUUCUUUCUGUUCUUCAAUACGGGUCUGAUCAACUCCUAUGGAGUUUUCGAGACGUUCUACGAAGAGACGUUGCUCCAGGGAACUCCUUCAUCGACCAUUUCCUGGAUCGGCUCGCUGCAGUCCUUCUUGAUCAUGUUCCUCGGCGUCUUGACCGGACCCGUUUACGACGCUGGGUUCGUCAUACCCUUGCUGUAUAUUGGCUCGUUUCUCGUCGUCUUCGGCCACAUGAUGCUUAGUCUAUGCCACAGCUUCUGGCAGGUUCUCCUCGCGCAGUCAUUCUGCCUGGGCAUUGGGGCCGGCCUGAUCUUCGUCCCCAGCAUUGCGAUCCCCUCGACCUAUUUUACCACCAAACUGCCCCUGGUCAUUGGCAUCGCCGCCUCCGGGUCGAGCAUCGGCGGCGUGAUCUAUCCGAUUCUGAUCCGCGAGCUGCUUGGCCGACUGGGAUUUGGCUGGACGAUCCGCGUUGCGGGCUUCGUGGCCCUC